GAGGACCAUGAGAAGCAACGGAGCUGAAACAUAGCCUAACAAUUCCGGAAGCGGCUUAAGUUAUGAAGUUAACGUGUUAGAAUGAAUUCUUCUCUCUUUACGCUUUGCAUAAAUUCCCAGAAUUAGUAGAGUUAGAGACUAGAGAGAGCGCUUUUUGAAAUUAUUAUUUAAAAAAAAAAAACCUUUUUUUCCUUUCUCUCCUCCUUUGGCGACCGCUAAAACGUUUCCUGGUCUUAAUCCAAAUUCCGAUCGGAAGAUCAAGUUAGGGCUUUCACUCGAUUUUCAAUGGAAAGAAUCAGAAGAGCUUCGCAUGCAGGAUCUUGGUACACUGAUAACCCAAAAAAACUGGCGGAAGAGCUUGAUGGAUGGAUCACGGCGGCUGGCUUGCCUAAAUCCUCUGAUGUAAGAGGUGUAAUUGCUCCGCAUGCAGGUUAUUCAUAUUCAGGUCGUGCUGCGGCCUAUGCUUUCGGAAAUAUAGACCCAACAAACAUUUCUCGGGUAUUCCUUCUUGGUCCAUCUCACCAUUAUUACACUCCAAAAUGUGCUCUGUCAACUGCUACAGUAUACAAGACACCAAUAGGGGACCUACCUAUUGAUUUGGAAGUCAUCGAAGAGCUGAAAGCUACAGGAAAAUUUGAACUGAUGAAUCUUCGUGUUGAUGAAGCUGAGCAUAGCAUGGAAAUGCACUUGCCUUAUCUUGUAAAAGUAUUUGAGGGGCAUCCAGUGAAAGUUGUACCAAUUUUGGUUGGUGCUCUUGGUGCGGAAAAUGAAGCAAUGUACGGAAAGUUGUUGGCCAAAUAUAUAGAUGAUCCUCAAAAUUUCUUCUCAGUAUCAUCAGAUUUUUGUCACUGGGGUUCUCGGUUCAACUACAUACACUAUGACAAGAAGUAUGGGGCCAUACAUAAAUCAAUAGAAGCCUUAGACAAGAUGGGCAUGGAUAUAAUAGAAACAGGAGAUGCAGACGCCUUCAAGGAAUAUCUGUCAGAGUAUGACAACACUAUCUGUGGACGCCAUCCAAUCAGUGUUUUCCUUCAUAUGCUAAGGAACAGUUCAACAAGAAUAAAGAUCAAGUUCCUCCGUUACGAGCAAUCAAGUCAGUGCAAAACUACGAGAGACAGUAGUGUAAGUUAUGCAUCUGCAGCAGCAAAGGUGGAUGCUUGAAGAUGUGAAAUAGAUAAAUAAAUAAAUAUUUAUUCUCUGGUGUGAGAAAUGGCAAUUCAAACUCAUUUGAUUUAAUUUGUAAUAUAAAACGUAAUUACAUGCAUUUUGCAAGACCCAUUAAUUGGUGGGUGACUUGUUCUGCAAAUUGCUGAUUUGCUUCAGUUUGUUUCGGUGUUAAAUUGUGUACUUGUUAUUCGUCUUAGAA
Molecule: messenger RNA, 1366 nt
Organism: Gossypium raimondii (Peruvian cotton)
Lineage: Eukaryota; Viridiplantae; Streptophyta; Magnoliopsida; Malvales; Malvaceae
Exons: 8
Coding region: 286-1161 (291 amino acids)
Source: RefSeq, a predicted model, not a curated record